AUGCGGAAGGCACAUCAGAGGACGAACACUCGUGGCAAAUAUCUUGCAACUAUCUUCUCCAUCAGCUUCACCUGCCCGUUCCGCGACAUGAUGAUGAGUAUUGAGAAUGACAAGUUUUUAAGAAUUACCGAUAGUCACCAGCCAAUUCAAGUAAUGAACGAAGACUAA
Messenger RNA from Sphenostylis stenocarpa, 168 nucleotides. The record is from the annotation of a GenBank genome assembly. Lineage: Eukaryota; Viridiplantae; Streptophyta; Magnoliopsida; Fabales; Fabaceae.